AUGCUUCUCCGCCUUGAUCACGUGUCACAUUUGUACUUGACUUCGCGACUUCCAUACUUGCACUUUCCAUGUUCAACAAAGCACCCCCCUCCUUUUCUCUUGCACAUCAUGUCUUCACCACUCGAUUCCACGCCAGCCAAUAGCGGGAUUUCCCAACAGUCAUGCGACAGUGAAGAAUAUGCCCUUGACAAAGAAAUCUCCCUUGACAAAAUUAAAUCUGCCGACGAGGCAUUGGCGAUAAUCCACGGCAGUGGAUUCUUCAACCAGUCUGUCUACUCGUUUGUUGUCCUUACCUCGGUGGAUUAUGACAUUGCAAUUGAUCUUUUAAAACUUAUCGACGCAAAGUACCCCCGUGUUCGGAAAGGAUUGUUCUCCCAGAGGAAAGUUCUAACACUGAAAAUGCCAAAUUAUACCCACGAAGCCCCGCUUGCGUGGUUUGGCCAACAGCUGACCCGUUGGCACAUCAACGGUCAACUGACACCUGCUGAACAUCUCAACGUUAUGGUAACAGCAAGCCCGCGAGUUACUGCCAGCAACCCUCCAUACACCGGUGAUCAAAAAGAACCCGAUACCUUCAUCUCUUAUUUCGGAAGUCCCAGCUUACAUGAACCAAGGAUCGUUAUUGAGGUUGGCUUCAGUCAGACAUAUUUAAGUCUCGUUGAAGAUGCGAAACUUUGGUUGGAAGGAGUGGGGGCGAGUGUGCGUAAGGUUCUUCUUGUGAAAUUUUUCCAGCGCAGACAAUGUGUUGCUGGAACAAUCGAACUCUGGGGACGAAAUUCUACAGGCAGUGCAUACAUGAUCUGGGGCAACCGAAUUUUCCCGGUUCAUGGGCCGUUUGAACGGCCCAUUUAUCUCACCAAAGACGACCUUCUUAACGGCGCAAUUGCCUCAAGCUCCCAGGGCAGUGAUCGGCUUGAAUUUGACAUUGCUUCCCUCCGAGAGAUCACAACGAAAACGGGUCUCAAUCUCGUUGGACUCACUCCUUUGCCAUGA
Molecule: messenger RNA, 993 nt
Organism: Penicillium egyptiacum
Lineage: Eukaryota; Fungi; Ascomycota; Eurotiomycetes; Eurotiales; Aspergillaceae
Source: the annotation of a GenBank genome assembly